GGAAAAGUUAUCGGUAUUUUCGAGAAAGACAAGUUUUCUUCCGAACUUACGAAAGAGUUCCGAAAAGAGUUGGAAUCUAGCAAGUUUGAACUGCGGGACAGCUCCUCCCUGUUCAGUGAUGUAUUUGCCGUAAAGGACGAAAUGGAGUUGAAUCUCUUAAAGAAGGCCAGCGAUGUCACAUGCAGUGUUUUUAACAAACACCUAAAAGAAGAGAUCAUGGAUAUUAUUGAUUAUGACAAGAAAGUCAAGCAUGAAAAGUUAUCCAGUGGCUGUCACGCUGCACUUCAGAAAAGCAAUCUGAUCAGUGGACUGGAUCCGGACAGUCUGGAACUGUGCUAUGAUCCUAUUAUUCAAAGUGGAGGAAAGUAUAAUUUGAAGUUUAGCAUCGAGAGCGAUGAUCAGGUGCUUCACUUUGGUACAAUCGUCUGCUCAAUGGGUGUGCGCUACCAGUCUUACUGUUCAAAUGUGAUUCGUUCCCUUAUGGUUAAUCCAACUGAAGAACAGUCGGCUAACUACGCUUAUCUUCACGACCUCUUUGAAUGGGCUAUCACUCAGAUCAAACCUGGUGUAAAGAUCGCUGAUUUUUGUCAAUCGGUACAAGACAAGGUUUCAUCAGAAAAACCCGAAUUAAGCGACAAUUUGAUUAAAACAUUUGGGUUUGUCACAGGCAUCGAGUUCCGCGACUCUCAUCAGCUGUUGAGCGUCAAGAGCACCGGUGUCUUCCGUCAAGGCAUGACUUUGAAUUUCAAUAUUGGUUUUCAGAAUCUUCCCAACAAGCGAGGCGAAACCAAUAGAGAUAAACAAUAUGCUUUAUGGAUCGGUGAUGUUAUUGGUGUUGGUGUUGGAGAAAACGGGUCGAACAUGGUUUACACACUGGCAGCAAAGCGUCGUCCCAAGUCCAUCAGCCUGUACAUAAAAGAGGAAGAAGAUGAGGAGGAAGAGGACGAAACUGAAGCAGAUGGUGUGGUAAACAGUAAAGACAAAUCAAAAAACAGUUCUGUCAACGGCACUCGCUCAGGCUCUUCACGUGCAUCCGGGGCGGAAAAGCGUGGUUUGAUGAAUGGAGACGUAAGCUCAGCUCAAGAGCUGCUUGGUCGUGGACAUCGACGUGCCAUUAUCGAGCAAAAGACUCGGAGUGAGCAAACUGCGGAAGAGAAGCGAAUGAAUCGACGACGGGAGUUGUUCGAAGCUCUGGUGGAGAGUUCCACCAAUCGGUUGUCCGGAAUGAAAACCGAUACCGGACUAGAUACAAAAAUGAAAUCCUCCGUGGCAUACAAAGGUGCAGGUCAAAUGCCGAAAGAAGACGAUGUCAGGAAAUUGCGCUUGUUUGUAGAUAAGAAGUACGAGACAAUUAUCCUGCCGAUUUUCGGAUUGCCAACACCUUUCCAUAUCAGUACAAUCAAAAAUGUUUCCACAUCCAUCGAAGCAGACUAUACAUACUUGCGUAUCAAUUUCCACCAUCCCGGCGCGGUUGUCAGCGCGAAGGACGCGGCGAGUUUCCAGAAUCCUGAAGCCACCUAUGUGAAGGAGAUGACAUAUCGUGCGUCCAAUCUCCGUCGGCAUGGCGAGGCCACCAUCCCGGCUACCAAUCUAAACAACACCUAUCGUAUUAUCAAAGAAGUUUUAAAACGCUUCCGAUCUCGCGAGGCCGAAGAACGUGAGCGAGCCAACUUGGUUGAGCAAGACCAGCUGGUGGUAGACCACCCGAAAGGCGCUUAUCGUCUGAAGGACCUAUUUAUCCGUCCAAAUAUAGAAUCAAAGCGUAUUACAGGUGCGUCAAAUGCUAUCAUGUAUGGGAAGAAAAAACAAGAAGACGUACAAUUCUACACAGAGGUCGGCGAACUCACAACCGAUUUGAGUAAAACGCAUUCGCGACUACAAGAUCGGGAUGAUCUGGAGGCCGAGCAACGUGAAAGAGAAAUGCGUGAAGAAAUCAAAGCAGCUUUCCGUUCGUUUGUGGAUAAAUCCGAAGCACUUGCCAGACGUUAUGACCUUGAGUUUGAAACUCCAUUCCGAGACCUGGGCUUUUACGGCUGUCCUCACAGAUCGACUGUAUUCCUCAUGCCAACCAGUACUGCACUCAUCAGUGUGACUGAACUGCCUCCUUUUGUUGUAACUUUGGAAGAGGUCGAAUUCGUCAUGCUGGAGCGUGUUAGCCUCUCGAUUCGCACGUUUGAUAUGGUUUUUGUAUUCAAAGAUUAUCACAGAAAACCUGCCAUGGUCAAUUCAAUCCCUAGUACUGCAUUGGAAUUGGUGAAGGAAUGGUUGCUAUUUGUGGACAAUAUCGAUUAUUUGUGGUUCAGUUAUACUGCCAUACGGCUCAUCAUCACUCCCGUCGUUUUGACGCCCAUGUGGGUUGCCACCCUGAGUUCUAUGAGUGUGGUUCUCCGUUCUCACAAAUGA
This is a messenger RNA of Echinostoma caproni, 2403 nucleotides long. The record is from the annotation of a GenBank genome assembly. NCBI's taxonomy places the organism in Eukaryota, Metazoa, Platyhelminthes, Trematoda, Plagiorchiida, Echinostomatidae.